AUGAGCGUGAAGUCGGGGCAGAUUCCAGAUCCGGGUGAUGAUGAUGAUGAUGAUGAUGAUGAUGAUGAUGAUGAUGAUGAUGAUGAUGAUGAUGAUGAUGAUGAUGAUGAUGAUGAUGAUGAUGAUGAUGAUGAUGAUGAUGAUGAUGAUGAUGAUGAUGAUGAUGAUGGCACAUACAGAACACAAUCUGCUCAUUAUCCGAAUUCCCAGGGCCUUCUGAACUAG
Molecule: messenger RNA, 225 nt
Organism: Spirometra erinaceieuropaei
Lineage: Eukaryota; Metazoa; Platyhelminthes; Cestoda; Diphyllobothriidea; Diphyllobothriidae
Source: the annotation of a GenBank genome assembly